UUUUACUCGUAACUACAUCAUAUAGUUUAUCACAAAUACUUCCGGGGAAAAAAUGACCGCGCUAAAAUUUAUUUUGAUUUUUAUCAUUGGAGAUUUCAUCAAAAAUGUGAUGUUGUUUAAUCCAAUGUUAACGUAUACGAUACGUUUUAAAAAAGCUAUCGUACAACCGAGUAGCUUUGGGAAUUUAACCAUCGACCAAUACAGAGGAAUACAAUAUCUUAAUGGACAUUUUACAGUGCCUUCGACAUCAACAAUCACCAAAAUGGUCGCCAUUUUCUAUCGUUGUGAUUCUGAUGGCAUUAACUGUGAAUACUUUCAAACGUGGAAAAUGACUGACCUCUGCUCUAAAAUGAAAGAAGAGAACCAAGUAUGGUCCCGUUGGUACGGUUCGUUUCAUCCACCAUUAGUUUGUCCAUUCGAUAAAAUUCAUUACCAAAUGAUAAAUGGAACUUAUGAUGUUGGCUUAGUAUUUGCAUUGUAUCCUCAAGUAACUGAUUACCAAUGGAGAAUUAUUCAAAAGUUCUACGAUAAUGAUUCAUAUAUCAGUAGUAUCAUCCUGGAAUUUAUGUAUUUCGGGUACAGAAAAAAAAUCAAGUUUAUUCUAUAA
Molecule: messenger RNA, 607 nt
Organism: Metopolophium dirhodum (rose-grain aphid)
Lineage: Eukaryota; Metazoa; Arthropoda; Insecta; Hemiptera; Aphididae
Exons: 4
Coding region: 53-607 (184 amino acids)
Source: RefSeq, a predicted model, not a curated record